GUGCCCGAGGUGGGCAGAGGCGCAGGGUGAGACUAGCCUGGCUGCCCGGGGCUCCUGCUCUUUCCUUUCCAGCCAGUGAGCCGGGGAGGCCAGGCCGCCCCCAGGCCUGACCAGCUGCCACAGCCCCUCGCGGAGGGCGGAGGGAUGGCUCCUUGACCUUCCGUUCAGUCAGCUGUCAGCCCCUGGGGCAGCCACCUCUGGGCAUGGCCUAUCAGCGCCUGGGGAGGUGGGGCCCCGGGGGCCUAUCACAGCUUGCUUCCCACUGUCACUGCCAAUCAGGAGCAACAGGGAGGGGAGCUUAGGUCACCCUGCGAUGUGGCCCCAAGGGCAGCCCCGGGCUGGCGCAUGGUGAAAGGGCACGACAGCGGCCCAGAGCUGCCGAGGUGUCCCAGGGCCCUCCGAAGGCCCGGAGCUGCCCUACCCUGGCCCCCGGCACCCCAACCCAGCGGCUCUGGCCCCCACCACUUGCUGACUGGGGACCAACGUCCAAGCAGGGCUCCUGUGGCCUGCGGGCUGUCGCAGGAGGGGUUCCCCUCCCCCAUAAGGCCAGGAUUCUAUAGAGGCCUGGCCAGUUACCUGGGAGACAGGCCGCUGGCCCACGCUAAGAUGGGGGGCCUGAGAGGGCUCAGCCUUGGCAGAGCCCUGCUGGGGAUCAUGGCCUUGAGGGCAGGUGACCAGGUUGCAAUGAACGGGCUGAAGGAGAAGGUGCUGACGCUGGACACCAUGAACCCGUGUGUGCGGAGGGUGGAGUAUGCCGUGCGCGGUCCCAUUGUGCUGCGUGCCCUCGAGCUGGAGCAGGAGCUGCGCCAGGGAGUGAAGAAGCCCUUCACUGAGGUCGUCCGCGCCAACAUUGGGGAUGCACAGGCCAUGGGGCAGAAGCCCAUCACCUUCCUACGUCAGGUCCUGGCCCUCUGCGUCCACCCGGAUCUCCUGAACAGCCCGGACUUCCCCGAGGAUGCCAAGAGGAAGGCGGAGCGCAUCUUGCAGGCAUGUGGGGGACACAGCCUGGGGGCCUACAGCGUCAGCUCCGGCAUCCAGCUGAUCCGCGAGGACGUGGCUGAGUACAUUGAGCGGCGGGACGGAGGCAUUCCCUCGGACCCCAACAACAUCUACCUGUCCACUGGGGCCAGCGACGCCAUCGUGACGGUGCUGAAGCUGCUGGUGGCCGGAGAGGGCCCCACCCGCACAGGGGUUCUCAUCCCCAUCCCGCAGUACCCGCUGUACUCGGCUGCUCUGGCCGAGCUCAACGCGGUGCAGGUGGACUACUACCUGGAUGAGGAGCGCACCUGGGCGCUCGACGUGGCCGAGCUGCGGCGCGCCCUGUGCCAGGCGCGGGCUCACUGCCGCCCCCGCGCACUGUGCGUUAUCAACCCUGGCAACCCCACCGGGCAGGUGCAAGCCCGCGAGUGCAUCGAGGCCGUGAUUCGCUUUGCCUUUGAGGAGCGCCUCUUCCUGAUGGCCGAUGAGGUGUACCAGGACAACGUGUACGCCGAGGGCUCGCAGUUCCACUCGUUCAAGAAGGUGCGGCUUCCGCGGCGGCUACGUGGAGGUGGUGAACAUGGACCCCGCGGUGCAGCGGCAGAUGCAGAAGCUGAUGAGCGUGCGGCUGUGCCCGCCCGUGCCGGGCCAGGUCCUGCUCAGCACCGUGGUCAGCCCGCCCGCGCCCAGCGACCCCUCCUUCGUGCAGUUCCAGGCGGAGAGGCAGGCGGUGCUGGCGGAGCUGGCGGCAAAGGCGAAGCUCACGGAGCAGGUGUUCAACGAGUCCCCGGGCAUCCGCUGCAACCCGGUGCAGGGCGCCAUGUACUCCUUCCCUCGCGUGCAGCUGCCCCCCCGCGCCGUGCAGCGCGCUCAGGAAUUGAGCCUGGCCCCCGACAUGUUCUUCUGCAUGCGCCUCCUGGAGGAGACCGGCAUCUGCGUGGUGCCCGGCAGCGGCUUCGGGCAGAGGGAAGGCACCUACCACUUCCGGAUGACCAUUCUGCCCCCCAUGGAGAAGCUGCGGCCUCUGCUGGAGAAGCUGAGCCAGUUCCACGCCAAGUUCACCCGAGAGUACUCCUGAGGCCCCCCCCCUCUUUAGGGCCAGGCUUGGCCGGCAGGGCCGACUCUGGAUUUACGAUGGCCGGGAUGGCCGGACCGUGGGGGUCUCUGCAGCCCCCUGGACUUGCUCCUGCUGCCUGUGGGGCUGGGCCCCAGCCUUCCUGCACGCCCCUAAUAAAGCUACGAGGCAGUCUGACCACUCCGAGGCUGUGUGCACACCUGCCCACGUGGCCCACCUUCCUCUCUGGGCUGGGGUUCUGUGCAGGGUAUUGGUCGGCCUCCAGCAGGAGUGGUCGCGGGGGGUCCCAGAGGAGGUGACCUUCCUGCCAAUGA
Messenger RNA from Canis lupus familiaris (dog), 2367 nucleotides. It is a transcript of the gene GPT, whose product is annotated as glutamic--pyruvic transaminase. Bases 346 to 2352 code for a protein of 668 amino acids. The record is from RefSeq and is a predicted model, not a curated record. Gene Ontology annotation, biological process: biosynthetic process. Gene Ontology annotation, molecular function: L-alanine:2-oxoglutarate transaminase activity; pyridoxal phosphate binding. The transcript has 12 exons. NCBI's taxonomy places the organism in Eukaryota, Metazoa, Chordata, Mammalia, Carnivora, Canidae.